GAUCGCGAAUUGAAACCGUCGAGUAACGUAAAGUGCAAAGUAAUGUUGUGUGAAUAAAAUCAUUGUAAUAAUCGUAAUCCGAAAGAACCCGCGUUUUAUUUGGUACGAGCUGUAUUGGGAAAUAAAACAACGUCUACACGGGAUUAAGUAAAAUCCAAGAACGUAACAAUAUCAAGCCUUUCAAAUUAUAUAAAAAAUUUAUCCUUUAUCAUGAGUUAUCUAGAAAAACUCCACCAUGCUGCUCUGUCGCCUAUGUUUGAAAGGGAGUAACGAUUGUGAGAGGCUGUAUAGCGAGAGCGGAAAGGUUACUUCAGUAUAUGAAAUAAUCUACCAUUAUUUUCAUCCCAAUAUCUUAAAUAUGGAAGCGGCAAAGCAUUUAAAGGUAAUAUGUUCCAAAUGUUGGAGACACAUUCAGAACUUCCAGGAUUUCGAAUUAUCCAUAAUGGAUGCCCAAACAAAGUUAGGCGAAAUGUUUGAUCUCAAAACGCCAUCUGAGGAAAAUGUGAAAAAAGAACCACUCAAUGUUGGCAAAACAUUAGAAGAUGACACUAAAAUAAAAGACAUAACAACGGAAGAAGAUGCAUCACUGGGGCAUUUUAAAGAAAUUGAAAAGGGCGAAGAAUUGGCAUUUAUUUCGACAAAAAUUAAAGAAGAACCACAUGAAGAUGAAGAACUGGGAACAAAUGAAGCCGCAAAUAAACAGGAAAUCAACAUGGUUUCCAAAGUGGAAGAUUUGGGGAAACAUUGUAACUCCCCAAAAUCUCUAAAGGAAACUUUGGAAACAAAUGAAGACAUAAACGAAGAUGGCGAUUUUCUAACACUAAAAUCUGAACCCGAAUCCCCAAUGUCAAUAGAAAUAACGAACGUUUACACCCUGGUCAUGGAUUCCAACAAUGAUAGCCCAACAUUUAUGGUUCGAUCUCCAAGUCCACAGUGUGAUUUGAGUCACGAUCAAGUUCAAUCAAGUUCAGAGCCUGAUGUAAGGCAAGUAAAUUCGAGUUUUCUGAUGAACCUUUUGACAUCUACUGACAACGCGUCAAAUCCAAUUAAUCCAAUAAAUAACAAUGCCUCUACCUCCCAUACAUCUGGCAGUCUAGUUUCAAAUUUACAAAACUUGGAAAAUAGCCAAAUGGAUAUACAUCCUGAAUUUGUGCCCAUAAGACAACGUUUUGAGGAGAUUACCCAAAUGGCGGAUCAUCUGAAGGUCCAGGGAGUACGUUUCUUAGAAAGUCUUCUAAAUAUCGAAGAUGAAAUUGUGGAACCAAUUCCGAGAAUUUCAUAUGAGAACGUUACCAGUCAGAUUGUGGUUCCCAUUGACUCUGAAGCCUCAAGUGUCAUCGAUUAUGAUAUCGAUGAUGACUUGGAAUCCUGUGAACUCACGUGCAUGGCUUCGGAGAGUUGCCAUGAAGACAGUGCGAUGAAUAGCUUUGAGGCUAAACCCACACAAAUUGAAAAUCGUCCCAUAAUCUCUGUGGUUCCAAUACAAGUAUUAACCUCGUUAGAUUAUAGCAAAACUUUAGAUUCUAAUGAAAUACAUCCACAACUGGAAGAAGUAGCUUCCCCCGUACCCAAUAGCAGCAAAAGAAGAAAUGAGGAAUUUCUUUAUAGUGAGAAUAGUAAAAGUUCCUUUAUAUACGAGCCUAAGAGUGCCGUUAAUGGAGUUAAACAAAAAUCUAUUUCUACAUGUUCGGAAAGUAUGGAAAAUUCCCAUUUAAAAAGAACAAAGGGGGCUAACAACAAACGACCAAGGAAAGGUACUCUAACCGAGAAAUUGAGAAAAAUGUUGGCAAAGUAAUAAGGAUUUUCUGGGGUUGAAGAUGCUUUGAAGGGGCUUUAGAGAUCUUUUAUAGAUCGAAGACAUUAUAAAGCUCUUCUAGAGAUCGUAGACAUUCUAAAUGUCAAGGAUUACCUCCUAAAGAAAAUUAUUCAAAAUUGUUUGUCUUGUGAAGAUGUUAAAAUGUUUUCUCUCUAUAAAAAGCCUUCCCUAGAUGGAUAAAGGGUCUUAUAUUUAUGAGAGAUCUCUGGAAAGCUUUGCCACUUUCUUCAGGAAACCUUGCCUCUGUAAAAGGUCUUCUGUUGAUGAAAGACCCGUAUCUUUUUCAAGCC
Messenger RNA from Musca domestica (house fly), 2106 nucleotides. RefSeq lists its product as uncharacterized. The transcript is spliced from 3 exons. Bases 236 to 1795 code for a protein of 519 amino acids. Gene Ontology annotation, cellular component: nucleus. The record is from RefSeq and is a predicted model, not a curated record. NCBI's taxonomy places the organism in Eukaryota, Metazoa, Arthropoda, Insecta, Diptera, Muscidae. Gene Ontology annotation, molecular function: zinc ion binding.